This is a messenger RNA of Talaromyces stipitatus ATCC 10500, 2960 nucleotides long. Its product is annotated as R3H domain protein, putative. Gene Ontology annotation, cellular component: nucleus; cytoplasm. The record is from RefSeq and is a predicted model, not a curated record. NCBI's taxonomy places the organism in Eukaryota, Fungi, Ascomycota, Eurotiomycetes, Eurotiales, Trichocomaceae. The transcript has 3 exons. Gene Ontology annotation, molecular function: mRNA binding. The coding region runs from base 1 to 1788 and encodes 595 amino acids.
AUGUAUCACGACAACUCUUCAUCGCGAUCGCCAGGAUCGCAGCGUCAUCCACAGACGCUCCAUAGACAGCCAUCUCGCCAGUUUGACGCUUACGGUCCGAUGCCUACAAACCCUUACGAAGAUCCGCUCGCGAGAUACGAUAAUUCCCGCCUCGAUCGCCUUAAUCCGCUGCACGGUGGCACAAACUACGCUUAUGAAAUUUCUGGCUCCCAGACAUGGAACCCAAACGGUUUUGCCGGUGGUCACUCUCUUGCUGGUAUUGGCUCCGCCACUGGUAGAAUGAAGCCUUCACGAGGCAGGACUGGUCUCCCAACACCUUGGCUCGAUCAGCAACCUGGUGUCCCCUCUUCCUUUUCCGGAUUGGCUCCAGGCCCGCUUGCUGGAACACAGAUGCAAUCUUCCUCCAGCCAGGAUGGUGAUGACGAGCUGAUUCCUACUGCGAUUGUUAUCAAGAACAUUCCUUUUGCGGUUAAGAAGGAGCAGUUGGUGCAGCUAAUGACCGAGAUGAACCUUCCUCUUCCAUAUGCCUUUAAUUACCACUUCGAUAAUGGCGUUUUCCGUGGUCUCGCUUUCGCCAAUUUUACUUCUGCCGAGGAAACCGCCACUGUGAUUGAUAUGCUCAACCACUUUGAGCUACAGGGCCGCAAAUUGCGCGUCGAAUACAAAAAGAUGCUUCCCCUACAGGAACGUGAACGUAUCGAAAGAGAGAAGCGGGAACGCCGUGGACAACUCGAAGAGCAACAUCGACCUAUUGCUGCAUCCCAGUUGCAGACUCAGAGCUCCAUGUCUUCCUUAGCCUCGCAUAUUCCCGCUACAUCACCUUCACCGGUUUCUCAACGUGGGCCAAAGCUUGAUGUUGAUUUAAACGAUAGCCAAACAUUGCAAUUCUACUCGCAGAUGCUUUUGUUCAAGGAAGAUAUGAGCCGUGAAGCCCUGAUAUUCCCAUCCAAUCUCACUCCUAUCCAGCGCCGGACGGUCCACACUCUUGCACACAAUAUGGGCUUGAGUCAUGCUUCUCGUGGAACUGGAGAUCAACGCCAGGUACAUGUCUUUCGCGCACCGCCUGGCUCUAAUGUCAGCCCACCCUUGUCCUCGAUUCCUGCAACGGUUCAUGCCGCCGAAGCAUCUCGCCGUGGUCUGAAUCGUGCGGCCACUAUUGACUUUAGCGAGUCCCGUAGCGAAGGACCCGGUCCAUUCAGUACCAUGCGUGGACAAACAUCAGGUUUUCUAGGUGUUUUGGAAUCGCCCGGCGGAUUCGGCAACCCACAGAACUUGCGUGCAGCCAAAUCAUUUGCUGAUCUGCGAUCUUACACACCAUCCCCCGUACCAUCGUCUGCAAGUUUCCCUGCAACCCUACAAACCAAUGGUGCGCGUCUUCAACAACAAUAUGACGGCACAGCCAGUGGAACAUCCAACACUCCUACUCUGACCCCUACACCUUCAGGUACAUCCCUUGGUCUUCAACGAGACGAUGGACUUCUCGUCAACAGCCUCGGCAGUCUCUCACUGGGAACGAGUCUCGGUGGUCCCGCUGGUAGUCCCAGACGCCUACGUGGUAUGUUUUCUUGGGAACAGGAUAGUAACCAAGGUGCUCCAGCUGGAGCUAUCGGCAGCAAUCGGUCUAUCGGGGUAGGUUUUGAUAAUCAGUCUCAAGAACGCCUUCCGAUGAGGCAGCCUCGAGGACCAGCACCUGAACGCGGAUCCGGAUUCAGACGUCAGAAUGGCCACCAAUCACGCGGUAGUGACGAGCUUCGUACGGGAUCUGGCGUGGAGAUUAUCGUCGAGUAGGAUGAGAAAAAAUUAUGACUGAAUUGUGACAAGAGCGAAUGUCUAAGUUCAGACGACAUGCAAGUGCAAAUGUUUCAAAGAGAAUAACAAAAAUAUAUCAUACAAGAAGAAAUUUUGGGGCGAGGAAAUGAUUACGACAAUUGUAAUUCGACGCGAAUGUCGCCACUUUACCGGCAGACUUGUUUCAAUAUAACGAUUCGAUGAUGGACGACGAGAUGACUCCAAGAAAAAAAAAGAAUCCGAAGAGAGAAUAUGCUAUUGUUUUUUUUUUCCUGCGAUGAGCUCAUAAUCCUAUCUAUCUAUUCACUUUGAUUUUUUUUUACCUUCGUCCUCCUUGUUGCGUGUUAACACCGUGAUUAUUAUUCUUUUAUUACGUCUGUUUCUCUAGAUAUAUUCUCCUUGGGGCAGCCCAGCAUGAACAGAUUAUGAACAUGAUUGGAUGAUGCAGACAAAUGAGCAAUUCGAGUUUUGAAUGAUUUGAUAAGAUUGAUAAUACAUGGUAUGGCAUGACAAGAGCAAGAGCGAAAGCAUCAGCAUGAGCGCGAGCACUUGGUUUGAGCGUUUGUUGUUAUUAACGAUCAACGAUCACGAAGAUGAAAAUGGGACAAACGAACUAUGAUCACACGAGAACGAAACGAUCGACAUGACUACGAAGAGGGGGCGGGGAUAACAAUACCAAACUGAUCACGCACUCGUCCAAUUACUCCAUCAAAUCGGCCCGACUGAUCGAGCAGGACGACAACAAUAACCCGAAAAAAUGAUUAUCGAAAAAGUCUGUGGAUUCCAGCAUUGUUUUUGCCCUUCAGUUUACGGCCCUCUUGUACCUCGUUUUUCAUCCAUUGAAUGCUGCGUGCCUGUUCGCCUGCCUGUUUCUGUUUUUUCAUCGCUGUCAUUUGUGCUGUGUUGUGUUGUCUGCAUCACAUUAAUUCUAUCAUAUCUAUACUAUCUAUCUCCCUUCUUAUAUGGGUUCUAUUCUGUGCAAAUGGCUCCAAUGGGCAGGUCGGUUUGAUUCAUGCUGUCUGAUUCAUUUUACUUGCCAUGCAAAGGUUAGGUACAAGAGUUGUUAUGACGUGGUUUUUCUUUCUUAAUUUUUAGGUAGGAUCAAGGAUCAGUUUAGUAGAGGAUAUUUUGAUUGUAUUUGUUCAAAAAUGAAAUAUUGAAGUUUUAAAGCU